GCUGUCGACCAGAGAUAAUAAACCCGCGUGCCUGGCUGCUCAGGCCCUGCGCAAACUCGCAACUCGCAACUCACAACAGCUCACACCUCACAGCUCACUAUGCUGCGACUAUCGCAGCUCUUCGAAGCCAGCAACCGGCGCGACGGCGACGCAGCAGACAUCGCAGCCCCGUCCUCGCAUCCGUCCUGCCUCGCAAGGCCGCCGCCUGAAUCGCCUGAAUCCAUGAUCUCCUCGAAUCCGGGGUCGCCUGUCACCUCGCUCUUCUCGACCAGGACGCACACCCGCUUCCCCAGCUCGGUCUCGUCGCUGGCCUCCUCGCCCGUCACCAGCUCGCCCGAUGGCUUCGGCGGCACCAAGACGCAGCUGACAGAGGUCAAGGAAGAGCCCGGCGAGCGAGAGACCGGCUGUGUCGAGAGAGACGGUUACUUUCCUCACUUUAAUGAUUUCCAUGCCGCCGCUGCCGCCGCUGCAUACGACGACAGUCACCUCUCGCUGGACUCGCACGACUUCGACCAGAUAGACACCCUCGACGCCGUGGGCGCCUUCAGGAAGCGGAGGUCGGACAGCAAGUCGCUGCGCCAGAUAUCCCGCAUCAGCACCCGCUUCUCCUCCCUCUCGUCCAAAUGGAAGCAGACCAAGCCCUCGUCGAUCGCAGAUACAGUCGCUACACGCGAUCGGUACGAAGACUCUCUCAGGUCUCGCGCCAAUUCAGCCACUUCCGCCCUCGCCAGCCCGGCCGCCAGCUUGAUAUCCGCUCGUCAGAGCCUCUGUGCCCCCUCGCCGGCCAGGACGACGUUCGAGGAACGCCUGAACGAGGCUGGCGUGGCCGGCAUUGACAUCGAACGGGCGAACCAGCAGCAGUUCGACGGAGAGCCAGAGAGACAUGUCCGGACGCCGCUGCUCCCACCGGUCAUGAUGGACCUGCCACACAUCGACAAGGACCAGCAUAUCGACUCUCCGCUGGAGUCCCCGUCCAUUGCUCCCGUGGCAGACUCUCGGGGGGACACUGACAGCCCGCCCAUCACCUCCAUAAGCGAUGUUAUGCCACCGACCUCGCCAGCGUCACCCAUUACCUCUGCUCACCCCUCCAUGUCCUCCACCAGCCGCCAGCUGGCCAUGUCUCGCCUCUACUCGACCCGCAUGGUCAUGUCGGACUCCGUGGACGAGUGGUCCUGCAAGCUGGGACACGCAAACUUCACUAUCUACCCAGAGCCAUACGUUCCCGAGAUCUGUGACAGGGAGGCCCUGAACAACUUCCGUGCCAACUGGGAGCUUGCUCGCUGCAACUACGCAAAACACCUUGCACGGACUGAUGAACACUACGGCUCCACCUCACAUAUAUACAAACUCACCGAAGAGAAGUGGGUAUCCGUCAACAGCCAGUGGAAGAACGGCUACAACCAUGUCAUCGCCAACCUCGAGGACGGUAACGGUAACCGUCUCUCUCUCAGCCCGUCAGAGGUGCUCCACUGCUCCCAGGACGCCGUCAAGAUACCCGGCCUUCACGACAAGAACAAGUUCCCGGAACUCGGAGACGAGGACAUCGUCGGUCCCAUGUCUGUCGGGCCCGGCCUACAGCACUGUCGAUCCACUGACGAUAGGAUCCUCUCCAAAAAGUCCAUUCUCAAGUUCUUGAAUGGUCUCUUCAGCCUCCGCAAGAGCUCAUAACCGCCCCACCCCCUUUAUUUUCUCUCUACCCCUAUCCAUUCUCCUGUACAAAUACCUCCUCCCGUCCCUUAUUCCUACCAUCUCUAUUUUACCCUAUUUACCCGAUAUUUUUCAUUUAUUCUGAUUUGCUGCGGUACAUGCAUGCAAUUCAUAGUCGUCUCCCACCAUAUCCGAGCUGGGCUAGCAAGGACGACUGGAGUUAAGAUGUCUUGCUUGUGUUUUUCCCUUUUUACGGUUCUUAUUCCCCCAUCCACCAUAGUUGUUUUGCUCAUUCUCUCCUUAUAUUUCAGCAUCAGAUCAUGAAUCAUGCGUUACGCUCCUUAUGACCACCCCUUUUGCAUCCAUCGAGGAACCCCAUAUCCUAUAUAUGCUCCAUCAUGGAUGAACGACGCUCCUUAUCCGGACUCUCAUUUGUCAUGACACUCAUUUUAAGUCGAUGUUUAAAUUAUGGCGUUUAAAAAAAAGGGCCUCAGCCUUUCCUUAGCCCUGCUUGUUAUCCCGAUGCAUCCUUGCCUUUUUUUUUUUUCUUUAUUACCCUUUCCAUUUAGCCCAUUUGUUCAUCAUA
Molecule: messenger RNA, 2233 nt
Organism: Trichophyton rubrum CBS 118892
Lineage: Eukaryota; Fungi; Ascomycota; Eurotiomycetes; Onygenales; Arthrodermataceae
Exons: 2
Coding region: 100-1668 (522 amino acids)
Source: RefSeq, a predicted model, not a curated record